GGCGUCGCAUACGCCAUACGCGGACGAUUGUUCGAGGGUUAGUGACCUUUUUGUUUCUCUACGAAAGCAGGAAGCAACAAAUCGUUUUUGAAGUUGCUUCAAAGUAAACGCUGCGACGCCGUUGCGAUCGAAUUGUUCGUGUACACCCGAUUUGUAUACGAACCAACAGAAAAAGAACGAUACGCGCACUGAAGUUGUUCGCAGCGCAAACUGCUGAUUUGACUUUCGUUCCGAUUUGAAAUCGCUCGCGGGUGCGCUCGGUCGGGAAAUUCGCGGUGACAGUUCUGCCGAUCAGACUGAGGUGAGACAGUUCGAUUAACCCGAGGACCGGAAGCAGACAAGACGACAGGGUGCAAACUCUACUCGGAUCUGAAUUUUCCGGACCUGAAUUUUCGAUAACCCGAUUCUCGUCCAUCGCGAUGGAGGACCAAUGGGAUUACUCUCUUACGAACGGACCCAGCACGUGGGUGACGAAAUUCCCAAUGGCCGCCGGCUCGCGGCAGAGUCCGGUGAACAUCGAAACCCAUCGGGUCGAGUCCGAUCACGAGGCACUGAGCAACAAACCCUUGCGAUGGAAGUAUCCGGCCACCGCUUCCCGGAAGCUCGUUAAUCCGGGCUAUUGCUGGCGUGUGGAUACCGCUGGCGAGGGCACUUUCUUGAGCGGUGGUCCCUUAAUAGAUGAUGUAUACAAGCUCGAGCAGUACCAUUGUCAUUGGGGGUGCAGCGAUUCCAGAGGUUCGGAACACACUGUCGAUGGACAAGCGUUCGCGGGAGAGUUGCAUCUAGUGCAUUGGAACACCAGCAAGUACAACACGUUCGCCAAAGCAGCGAAAGCGCCAGAUGGCCUCGCGGUUCUGGGCGUCUUUCUGAAGGUUGGCAAGACGCACCAGGAAAUGGAUAAGAUAGCGCGUCUGCUACCGUACGUGUCCCACAAGGACGAAGUCGUAGAAAUUGCUGAGUACAUCGAUCCUGGUAAACUCCUUCCAGAUGACAACGGCUACUGGACGUAUCUGGGCUCGUUAACCACGCCACCCUGCAACGAGAGCGUCACCUGGAUCCUCUUUAAGAAGUGCAUCGAGGUGUCCCAUCACCAGCUCAAUAUUUUCCGCAACCUCCGGAAGUUCCCUCGCGGGGAGGAGUGUCCCUGCCACGAGAAUCAUGGAGUGGUAAUCAACAACUUCCGUCCGCCGUUGCCGCUGGGGAAUCGCGUGUUACGCGAGUGUGGCAGCUUCUGAGUGCCGUCUCCCGGUUCCAAAGCGGCCGUCCGACCCGUUCAGGAUCGGCGCCCUGUGCCGGCCACCAGGAACAGGAACUCGGAAUCAGUCGAUGCCAGUCGAAACGCGACCGGAAGGAAGCGACCGCCGCUCGUGGCCGCUCCUCGUCGCUCUUGAUGGCUGCGCCUCCUUCCCUCCCCCAGUGUCUACCCCGUCGAUCGAUCGAUCGAUCGUCCUACCGUGUGCAAUAGAUCGUAAACAAACGAGGCGAGAACCGGCUCUUGCCCCGAAACCCAAACCCUGGACGACCGUUCGCCGACACGCGAGCAUUCCGCGUCGCUUCGAGUACAAAGUGCAAUUAACCAUAGUUCAGACCAGAGGAUUACUUCGCUUCAACGUAAUCGUAGAGACUAGAUUCCUAGCCGGGGACCCUGUCGGACACCAUCCUGGACUGCUUCUUUACAGAUCGGACCGAGAACGUGCCUAUACAACUACAUAGUAUACAUACAUAUUACCUGCAGCGGCCUCUCCUCGUUCGCGGCCACUCUCCAUCGUUUCUUGAAACUGGUUUCACGGAUUCGGCCUGAACUACCGUGACCGCGCGGCUGCGGCUCCUUAUCUAACUCUAUGUUUGUUUAACCCUUUGCGGACGAGGAUCUUUCAAAGUGCUACGAUUAUUUCCCUCGGAGAACUGGAUUAUGCAUCGAUGACUUCAAUAGUGCGAAAAAUUAACAACGUAUCGUUAUUGUUAACGUAAGUGUUAACAUAAGAGUUUUUGUUAUGUACAGGAUCGAACAACGUCUGCAAUAAGAUACACGAUCCUGCUGUCGUCAAUAUGUCAGCUUUCGUCCUCAAAGGGUUAAUUUGCAACCAGUGCAGUGCUGCGAGCCUUGAAAUAUUCAGGAAGUUCAAUCUACGGUAGAACCUUGAUUAUUCGAGUAAAACGAAGGAUAGCGAAUUUUCGGAUGAUAGGAUAGUUAGUUAGUUGCGAUGCCACCCUAAAUUUUUACCGAUUUGUACAACUCAUUUGUUGCGAAUCGCUCUGAUUGAACCUGUUCGCGUAUGUGGAACGUGUUCGGAUAAUAAAUAAGACAUCGGACAAUGUCUGUGUAACCGAGGA
This is a messenger RNA of Megalopta genalis, 2334 nucleotides long. RefSeq names its product carbonic anhydrase 1 (gene CAH1). Gene Ontology annotation, molecular function: zinc ion binding; carbonate dehydratase activity. Gene Ontology annotation, cellular component: cytoplasm. NCBI's taxonomy places the organism in Eukaryota, Metazoa, Arthropoda, Insecta, Hymenoptera, Halictidae. The record is from RefSeq and is a predicted model, not a curated record.